GUCGCCGUGUGGCGUUUUUUAAACAACCAAAGCAUAUUUUAGCUGUCGUAUCGUUAUUUGUUGUCUGUUUUCAAACCCCCAAUUGAUGUGUGACUCGGUGGAAGUAAAAGUGUAGUAAUUAGCAACAUCUUUACAGUGAUACCUUCUUGCCAAUGUCACGGACCGAACUGUACCUGGCGUUGUGUUUGAUCGAUGCAAUCGAAGAUGCAAGUCUGGACGCCAUGCGCCUGUUGCUUACAAAACACAAGGCGAACCCUAAUACGAUGCUGGUGGAGAAGGACGUCGCACCGAUGCACCUCGUCGUUGGAGCCGAGGAGCUUGUUUUUGCGGAAAAAGCCACGGAUCUAAUGCUGCAACAUGGUGGUGAUCCCAAUUUGCCGACGGUGGAUCAGCUGCUGACGCCAUUGCAUGCAGCGGCCAGUAUAGGGCGAGUCGGGGUCGUUCGGUUGCUGCUGAAGGCCGGUGGCAAUGUCGAACAGUUGGACGAGGACGAUAGGACACCGAUUCAGCAUGCGAUCGAGGAGGGCCAUUUCGCCGUGGUUCGGUUGAUACAGGAUCAUGUGUUUGAGAGAAAGAUUGAAAAAAAGCGAAAACAAUUGUUGCUCGAACAGCAGCAGCAGCAGAACAACCACAACUCGGGACAUACGGUUCUAUCACCAAGUGUGCUACACAUGAAAUCUUUCGGUGGAUUUCUUCCCAAUACGCAAUCGACCCGGUUGCAAGCAAGCACCGUUUCCGCUCUACAGAUGCUCGAGGAACGUUCGUUAACUCCGAACAAAAUACACUACAAUUUCGAUGUGACCAGUCCGUAUUACGUGAACAUAACGCACAGGCGAAAAGAUCGACACAAACCGCUUAAAAACAGUCCCGUUUCCCAAGAACUUUUCCCGGUUGAACCUGAUGCCCCGGAUCAAGAGAACGUUUGCCCAUCGUUGGUGGAAACGGUCCAGCAGGAGGAAGCGUUGGAAAAGGAGGAAGAAACGGUGAUCGAGAAACGGACAAAUCUGUUCGAACUUACCGAGCGUAAUUUGGAAAAUUUCACUCGAAACGACGAAACGAUUGGACGGCGCACUUCGUUCAUCGAGAGUUGGCGAGAAAAGAUAGCGGACAUACGGGACCGGGGUAGUGUCAGCCGGCGGCUCGAUGACAUCGACCGGAUUCUGAACAGUUUUUCAGAGUCCAAGCACGCCUCGUUCGCGGACGAGAUGGAGGAAACAUUCGUGACGGCCGCGGAAGAGCUGGAGAAGGAAACUGUGAUAAUACAGCUGAGUGAAGAGUACCUUCACACGGACGACGAGGCGGGCGUUGUGUUUAGAGAGAAGAAAAUGACGACGGCUCCGGUAUUUGCCGUGCCUGCGGUUCCCAUUCCGAAGCUGCAGGUUAUUUCCGAGACCGGACAGCUGAUCUUCGACCAGUCGCUGGAGGCUAGGAACGGCCGGACCGGACCUCCUCCGUCUGUUGUCAUAAAUCAAUCACUUACGAGCCAAUCGACGGCAGUGACCUUGCCACCCAUGGACUACGAUACCGACGUGCUGCGAGCGGAGCUGACCAACUACGGCGAACCGCCCGGUCCGAUUACGAAGCACACGAAAAAGCUUUACCUGAGGAAGCUUAUCAAAUUUCGUCGCCAUCCGGAGCGGUUAGCAGCGGCCAGCGCCAAAGGAUCCAACACCGCCAUACCCAAUUAUUCCGUUGAACUCAUGGCUACGGUACGCAAGGAAGAGGCUUUCCAGAACAUCGUCGACCAGCAGAGCCUAGAGCACGAGAUGACCACCGAGUUCCUGUCGAACAACUCCAAAGCGGUACGCAACUUCCGCGAGGGCCACUUGAAAAAGAGCUUCAUCUAUCUUCUGCUCGAUCCGCGCGUUAGCGAUAAUUUGCCGGCGCAGCAGAAACAUCUGACCCCGCACGAUCUUUGGAAGCGCUUUCUGAGCUCGAUCUUUUACGUCGGGAAGGGCAAAAGUAGCCGCCCGUACUGUCACCUGUACGAUGCAAUGAAACUUUACCACCAGCGGGAUAUCGCCACGACCGGGGAACGUAACAAUGUCGAGGGAGAAAAUAUUUCGGCGGGCGGCAAUUUGAUGGUGGAGGAGGAGAAGAUUAUCUUCGAAAGCAGCGAAGAACGGAACCCGCGUGGCGAGCAGCAGCAGCAGCAACAGCACAUCCGUCGAUACUGCUCGUCGAGGAUCGUCAACCGGACGCAGUUGGCAGCGGACAGCCAGAAGCUGAACCGUAUCAUCGACGUGUGGUGCGCCGGAAAGGGGGUCGUGUGUCUGCACGUGUUCCACAACAUCAUGCCGGCGGAGGCGUACACGCGCGAGGCGGCCAUCAUCGAUGCGCUCGGUUUGCAGUGUUUGACCAACCUUAAGCGGGGAGACUACUACGGUCAGUGUGUGGCCUGGCCGAUGAAGAAGCGUAAACUGUUGGGCAUUCUGCUGCUCUACAAAGCGAUGCUGAUGUUUUUGGCCGAAGGCGAAACUCAGCUACUGCCAAGUGACUUAAUUUAGAGACCGGUUCGAUGUUGUUCCACCGUUUAGUUUAACGUUUUGUGAUAGUUCCUUACAUCUUGCGUACUUGCCAAACCUGCCCUUCUCUUUUCGUUUGUCUAUUUUACCAAAUAAACCAACUA
Messenger RNA from Anopheles coustani, 2629 nucleotides. RefSeq lists its product as uncharacterized. The transcript has 2 exons. The record is from RefSeq and is a predicted model, not a curated record. NCBI's taxonomy places the organism in Eukaryota, Metazoa, Arthropoda, Insecta, Diptera, Culicidae. The coding region runs from base 153 to 2507 and encodes 784 amino acids. Gene Ontology annotation, molecular function: protein binding; endonuclease activity.